Molecule: messenger RNA, 579 nt
Organism: Ostertagia ostertagi
Lineage: Eukaryota; Metazoa; Nematoda; Chromadorea; Rhabditida; Trichostrongylidae
Source: the annotation of a GenBank genome assembly
AUGGCCAAACAGGGAGCAUGUAAUAGUCUCCUCAAGGGUUAUUUCGAAAAAGAGUGUCCAAAAAGUUGUAAAAUCUGUGGUGACGGUGACGAAGAGGUCACUACAUCUAUACCAGAAACCACACCUAAACCACCGCCAAAAGAAGGUAUACCUGCGCGCCUCUGUGAGCGGGUGAACAAGCAGCAACCAGCAGUCAUGCACUAUUAUUCUCUUUGCCUGGCCCUUAUUUUCGGCUCUGUGGCUCAUGACGGAUUGAUCAACGCUGCAACUGCGAGCAAAUGCGCGGAUACAGUCUCAAAUUGCCCUAAUCUGGCUAAUCAAAUUUCUGACGGAUUAGUCAAUGCUCAGGCUACAACCCCUGGAGCAGACGCCACUCCUACACUGCCGUCACAGGAAACCACAACUGCGUGUCAGUGCAAGGAUAUUUUAUCGAAUUGCGAGGAUUCGGCUCGUCUUGGCGCAUGCAGUGGUGACUUCAAAGAAUUUCGAAAGAAAAUGUCCCAAAAAAAGGAAUGCGUGGAUCGCCUCGAUAAUUGCAAGCGAAUGGCUGAACAGGGAGAAUGUCAUGGGCGUCUCAGU